GUAAGACCUUUCUACUUUGUGUAUUCUCGCACCGCGUUCUUUUUGUCCAAACCACCUACUGUAGUUAAUGCGUCAGUGUCGUUUAAGAUGGCGGCCACCUUGACGAGAGGUCUGUCGGGUUUGCUGAGACCCUUGUCGGUUUUAGGCAGGGACUGUCUCACCCCUGCUGUCAGACUCACACAGACAGCUCGCUUCUCAGCUGUAGUGCAGAGACAUGUCUGCAGACCUCUGCCUCCUGUUCAUACUGCUGCUCCCGUGCAAAACACUGGCCUGCUGAAUCGCGUAACUCCCCUCAUCCCUUCAUUGAUGCUUCAGCCAGUCAGGAACUUAACCUACUACAGUCUGAGGAAAGGCAAGAGGAAGUCUGUGAAGUCGGUGGUUCAAAGGUUUCUCAGGCUACACUGUGGCCUGUGGGUGAGGAGAAAGGCUGGAUAUAAGAAAAAGCUGUGGAAAAAGUCAGCAGCCCGAAAGAAGCGGCUGAGAGAACAUGUGUUCUGUAAUAAAACUCAAUGUAAACUACUGGACAAAAUGACAACAUCCUUUUGGAAAAGAAGGAACUGGUACCUCAACGACCCAUACCAGAAGUACCAUGAUAGAGUGAACCUGAAGGUGUAAAACCCUCCUAACCUUAUUCUGUUUAGUUUUCAAGCAAAUAAAGAUGUGUCUGAUACAUGUA
Molecule: messenger RNA, 676 nt
Organism: Megalobrama amblycephala (Wuchang bream)
Lineage: Eukaryota; Metazoa; Chordata; Actinopteri; Cypriniformes; Xenocyprididae
Gene: mrpl35
Product: mitochondrial ribosomal protein L35
Exons: 4
Coding region: 88-615 (175 amino acids)
Biological process (GO): translation
Cellular component (GO): mitochondrion; ribosome
Molecular function (GO): structural constituent of ribosome
Source: RefSeq, a predicted model, not a curated record